This is a messenger RNA of Vigna radiata var. radiata (mung bean), 555 nucleotides long. RefSeq names its product disease resistance protein RLM3-like. Bases 1 to 555 code for a protein of 184 amino acids. The transcript has 2 exons. The record is from RefSeq and is a predicted model, not a curated record. Lineage: Eukaryota; Viridiplantae; Streptophyta; Magnoliopsida; Fabales; Fabaceae. Gene Ontology annotation, biological process: signal transduction.
AUGGAAUUCGCGUCUUCAUCAUCCAAACUCCCACGGUAUUACGACGUGCUCAUCAACUUCAAUGGAGAAGACAUUCGCAGGAAAUUUGUUUCUCAUCUCGAUUCUGUCCUCUCGUCCGUUGGACUCACCACUUUCCUUUAUCAUCAGAAUGCAGUGGAGUCAACGCACGUCCAACAAUCUAUUCUCGAUCUGUGUCGGGUAGUAAUAGUUGUUUUCACCAAAACCUAUUCUGAAUCUGCUUGGUGUCUUCAUCAGCUUCAACAAAUCAUUCAAUGGCACCAAACUUAUUGCCGACAUGUUCUGCCUGUAUAUUACGAAAUUCAGCCAUCUGAUGUACGUCUUCAGAAGGGCGAUUUUGGAAAGGCCUUGAAAGCAACUGCACAUCAAACAUUUUCAGCACAACAACUUGAGCAUGGCAUGUCCAGAUGGAGCGAAGCACUCACCAAAGCUGCAAAUUUAUUUGGAUGGGAUGAGAGUAAUCACAGGAGUGAUGCUGAACUAGUGCACGAAAUUGUUAAGAGCGUCCGUAAUUCAUCAGUUUUUUCCUGCUACUAA